Molecule: messenger RNA, 1470 nt
Organism: Panicum virgatum (switchgrass)
Lineage: Eukaryota; Viridiplantae; Streptophyta; Magnoliopsida; Poales; Poaceae
Product: protein WHAT'S THIS FACTOR 9, mitochondrial-like
Exons: 1
Coding region: 1-1146 (381 amino acids)
Molecular function (GO): RNA binding
Source: RefSeq, a predicted model, not a curated record
AUGUCGUACGUGGACGUCAAGAUGCGGUGGAAGAAGGACGCGUCGUUCGACGCCGUCCCCGUGCUCUCCCACGCCCGCGACCUUCGCCCGCUGGUCUCCAUGGCGCGCCUCCUCUCCCCGUCGCCCGCCCCCGUAUCGGCGGUCUCCAAGCGCGGCCGCUCGCUCGAGGUCCCCGAUCGCCGGGUCACCUCCUUCCUCCGCCGCUUCCCCGCCGCCUUCGUCGAGUCCGUGGGGCCGCACCACAACCUCCCCUGGUUCCGGCUCUCCGACGCCGCCGCCGGGCUCCUGCGGAAGGAGCGGGACGUCUUCGCCGCCCGCCGCGCGGAUGUCACGGGCCGCCUGCGCCGCCUCGUCCUCAUGUGCCCGCGCCGCCGCCUCCCGCUCCGCGUCGCGCAGGGCAUGCUGUGGCAUCUCGGCAUCCCAGAGGACUACUUUAAGGAUCCGGAUCACGGCAUCGCACAGGAUGGAUUUCGGAUUUUAACUUCAGGAGAUGGAUCUGUUUGCCGGGAUGAUGACGGCGAUGGGAGGGAGACGGAGUUGGGGCUAAUUGACGAUGGGAAGCUUCAAGAAAUGCCUCUCUCGGUUCUCCAGAUGAAUGCUAUGAGGAAGUUCGGAUCGGUGGCAGAUGUGCCUAUCCCACUCUUCCAGUCAAAGGGUCUCCGGUUGAAGCAGAAGAUUAAGGACUGGUUGGAAGGGUUCCAGAGGCUGCAUUACGUGUCUCCAUAUGAGGAUUUCAGCGACAUCCGUCCGGGUACUGAUGUUUCAGAGAAGCGGGCAGUCGGGGUGCUCCAUGAGCUGCUUAGUCUGUUUGUGACGUGCUCUGCUGAGAGGCGGCGGCUACUCUGCCUUAGGCAGCACCUGGGUCUGCCACAGAAGUUCCAUCUUGUGUUUGAGCGGCACCCGCAUGUAUUCUACUUGUUGUUAAAGGAAAAGACAUGCUUUGUUGUCCUCAAAGAGGCGUACAUGGCUAGGGGAGAUACUGCAAUUGAGGAACACCCCAUGCUGGAAGUGCGCAAGAAGUAUGUUGAGCUGAUGGAGGAGUCACAGGAAAUCAUAAGGGGCCGACGGAGCGGGAAACCUAUUGAACUGGAGUCCAAUGUAUCUGGUUCUGGGGAUAUUGAGGAUUGCAUUGAAAUUUUAUCAUAACAAGCCAUGUUUUUAGCUGAGAUGGAGGAUGGGAAUCAUGUGCAAAUAUGGCUUCUACUGGAAGAAUGAGGAACCCUACUCUUGGUAGGAGCCAGUUUGUUGCUCAUUAUUUGCUGAGAAAUUCAUCAACUGUAGAAACAGGUUAGUGACUACGAGAAAUUUAAGCUGCAUCCUCCAAGCUAUUCUGUACUUAGCUGAUUUAUUUUUUAUAUGUCUCAACCACACAAAAAGUCGUAUAGUUUUGCCAGAGAUUUCUGAUUUAAUGUAUCCAUCUGUAUUUAAUUUGCUGGUAACGGAAGUUAAUGAAUAGUGUACUUUGAAUUU